AUGAAGGUGUACAAUCCACGUACGGGUAUGGAUGCUCUGCAAGUGUUGCCCAUUAGUCUAGCUUCCGCUGACCAACGUGCUAGUCUAGCUGGUAGAACUGGCCCAGGGACUUGUUACAGACUUUAUACAGAGAAUGCUUAUAAGAAUGAAAUGCUGCAAAGCACUGUGCCAGAGAUUCAACAGACAAAUCUUGAGUAUUUGUGGGUUCUAGGUGCACUUAACAAUGUUGGGGACUUGACGGAACUUGGAUGGCAAAUGGUGGAGUUUCCAUUGGACCCUCCCCUUGCUAAAUUGCUCUUGAUGGGGGAACAAUUCGAAUGCUUAAAUGACGUUCUGACAAUUGUUUCUAUGCUUUCAGUGCCUUCGGUAUUCUUUAGACCUAAGGAUAGGGAAGAGGAAAGUGAUGCUGCUAGGGAAAUGUUUGUUGUGCCAGAAUCUGAUCACCUUACUUUAGUUAAUGUUUACGAGCAAUGGAAAGUGAAUGAAUACAUGGGAGACUUUUUACAGGUCAAAGGUUUGCGCAGGGCUAGAGAUAUAAGAUCCCAAUUGCUGGAUAUCCUCAAGAAACUCGAAUUUCACUAUCUUACAAUUUAUGCUAUAAACUUUUUCUCUUCUCAUGCCUUGAAUCUAUGGUUGUUUAAGUUUGUUUGA
Molecule: messenger RNA, 651 nt
Organism: Capsicum annuum
Lineage: Eukaryota; Viridiplantae; Streptophyta; Magnoliopsida; Solanales; Solanaceae
Product: pre-mRNA-splicing factor ATP-dependent RNA helicase DEAH7-like
Exons: 2
Coding region: 1-651 (216 amino acids)
Biological process (GO): mRNA splicing, via spliceosome
Cellular component (GO): spliceosomal complex; intracellular anatomical structure
Molecular function (GO): RNA binding
Source: RefSeq, a predicted model, not a curated record